UAUAACAGACUAAAGUUUUUAUCGCAAAACGCGUGUAUACAUGAAAAUAUACAGAAAAUUUUACAACAUCACCUGCAGCAGCUCUUUCAUUUAUUCCAGUGAAUGUCAGCAGUAGCCGAUCGUCAUCUCCUCGAGCAAAGCAAGCUUGUUGUCACAAAUAUAUUAUGAGCAUUGCUGUUGCUGCUGCUUACGUGGAAUGUAUUCCCCGACGCACAAAAUAAGUUUGUCUACGCAAUAAUGACGCUGCUGUCACCCAAGCGAUCGCCCACUCCUUCAACGAGAUCGUCAACCUUAAGGCACCCCAGCAUCUUAUACACCAUCGUUAGUCAAAUCUGCCAUUAUCGACGUGAACCACACUAACUUCUGUAAACAACAGCAGCAGCAACCAGAUCAGACAAGACAGUACCCCAGCACAGCAGCUGCUGCAGAUAUAGCUCCAAGAGCUAUUUAUAAUGAUGCCACAUCAUUGGCAUUGAUUUUGCAGAAGGUAUAGCCGGCAAAAUCACCAACAUCGUCGUCGUGGCUCCGACCGGCAGCAGCACGACGUUAGCCAAGACAAGCAGCAGCUCAACUCGUGCGUCGAUACGGAUAACAACGAUGAGAUGACAACGUCCCAGUCAACGAGCCGCCUGCUGCACGAGUACCACAACAGCAGGCGCAGUAGAAUGCUGGGGCGUGACUGGCGCCAGGCUCUUCGCACGCCGCACAUUUACAGGGUCGGCAACAGUACUCUGCGUAUCCAGAGCCACUUUCUUGUCUUCUUGCUCUUCCUCGUGAUCGCGUGCUUCGUAUACUACGGCUAUCCGUUGCUGAAGAGCCUCAUCUGCGUGCCCCCGGAACACAUGCUGCAACCCCGCCAGUAUUACAAUUACAACAAGACUUACCCACUGACUCCUGCGAGUAAACAAUUCACGGGUGUUUCUUACAAAAUUGCGAUCGUCAGUGAUCGGGACACCAACUCCAAAAGUACUAGUCAGAGAAAUUUGUGGCAAAGUAAUCUGAUUAGGGGCAAUCUUAUGUGGAUGUCUUCCAGGAAUUUUAUCUCCGUUACGUGGGAUAAGGCCGUCGUGGCACUGACCUCGGAUCUAAAUAUGAAGGGCAGAGGAAUGGAGUUGUCUGAACUAGUGACUUUUGACGGAAGACUAUUAACUUUUGACGACAGGUCUGGAGUGACGUUUUUUUUAGAAGGGGACAAUGUUUAUCCUUGGGUCAUACUCAUGGAUGGCAAUGGAAGGAGUAAAAAAGGUUUUAAAUCUGAGUGGGCUACUGUGAAAGACGAACUACUGUAUGUUGGUAGUAUGGGCAAAGAAUGGACUACUUCCACUGGAGAGUUUGUACACAACGAUCCUAUGUGGGUUAAAGUUAUAUCACCUAAUGGUGAAGUUUAUUCUAGAAAUUGGAAAUCAAACUUCAAACACUUACGAGAAGCCAUAGGUAUUGAAUAUCCAGGCUACAUGAUUCAUGAGUCGGGAGCCUGGAGUGAUGUCCAUAAAAAAUGGUUUUUCCUACCAAGAAGGUGUUCAAAAGAGAAAUAUGAUGAAAAAAUAGACGAAACUAUGGCUUGCAAUGUAUUGCUAAUAGCUGAUGAGAAAUUUGUAAAUAUUAAGGUAGUGUAUGUGGGCUCAUUAGUGCCAAUCAGAGGAUUUUCAAGUUUCAAGUUCCUCCCUGAUUCAAAUGACUCGAUAAUUGUGGCUCUGAAGACUGAAGAAUAUCUAAAUAAAACUGCUACCUACAUAACAGCCUUCAAUAUUGAUGGACAGAUAAUUAUGCCUGAUCUCCAUGUGGCAGACGAAAAGUUUGAAGGCUUAGAAUUUGUAUGAUAAUUUUAAUUGAAAGAACCUAGUGAUAUUUAUAAUUUUAUUAAAAGUGUAAAUAACUGUACAAAUGAUACUAGUGAUUUUAAUGGUACAUUACGUCACUAGGGCACAAAGUACAAACAUGAGCGCUCGAAGGGCGCGGUUACUGUAAGUUGGUGCCCAAUUCGCGUAUGUUUUUUUUUCUUACCAAGGGCGCAAAGUGCAAUUUUGCACCCAUGGGCACAUUUUGGGACGAGUAAAUCACUUUGGGCCCUAAGGCAGAAAAGUACUUUGGACCCAGAGGAUGCAAAAAACUUUUCUUCCCGUGGGCUCAAAGUGACUACAAGGGCGCAAAGCGUGACCCGAGGGCGUCAAACGGCAGUUGCACAUAGUGCCCAUGAUAAGAAAAAUUUUUUUUCCGCCCUCGGGUGGUUUUAGGAGGCUGGUACUUCC
Molecule: messenger RNA, 2249 nt
Organism: Copidosoma floridanum
Lineage: Eukaryota; Metazoa; Arthropoda; Insecta; Hymenoptera; Encyrtidae
Product: apyrase
Biological process (GO): proteoglycan biosynthetic process
Molecular function (GO): GDP phosphatase activity; UDP phosphatase activity; calcium ion binding
Source: RefSeq, a predicted model, not a curated record